Molecule: messenger RNA, 2899 nt
Organism: Sodiomyces alkalinus F11
Lineage: Eukaryota; Fungi; Ascomycota; Sordariomycetes; Glomerellales; Plectosphaerellaceae
Product: recombinational repair protein
Exons: 2
Coding region: 194-2629 (811 amino acids)
Biological process (GO): double-strand break repair via synthesis-dependent strand annealing; reciprocal meiotic recombination
Cellular component (GO): nucleus
Molecular function (GO): ATP binding; hydrolase activity, acting on acid anhydrides; ATP-dependent chromatin remodeler activity
Source: RefSeq, a predicted model, not a curated record
CCAUUACGUCCUGUAGUUUGUACUUCCCGUCGGCGUCCUCUCCUCUACCUUGCCUUCCCCUCUCUUACUCUCCGCUCCUCGUCCUCUCUCUCACCCUCCCCACCUCCAGGCUCGGGGUUAUUUGCCCGUCCACACGACGGAAAUCAUCGACGGCAAUACUCGCUUCAAGAGACUUCCUCAGAGGGGUACGGAAAUGUCUUCCCCCCAGGCUGUCUCAACUCCCAACGCUGCAAGCAAGGAGAACCCUCCUGGCAAGCGAUGGGUGCCUACCCCCGAAUCCCGGGAUAAGCUUUUCAAGCCUUUCAGGUGUCCCGGUGCUGCUCAGUCCAGUCCAGCAGUCAACCGGCCGUCUCGCAAACGUAGAAAGGUCGAUUACAAGGGCGCCGAUGGGGCCCAAGACGACGACAAACCAUACACGAAUGCCGACCGCCUCGCCCUCGCCAACCGAGAUGCGAACCGUUUCCCCGUUUUCCACGCCAAGGACAAGUCCACCAUCUUCCGCAAGGCUUUUGCUGUCCCCCUUCUCAAUAAAAACAGCACCUCCUACAAUCCCAACCGCCCUCCUCCGACCUUGGGGCUCCGCCAAGGUGCUGUCUUUAUUGCUAAACCUCUACACGAUCCCAGUGGCGAGUUUGCCAUAGUCUUGUACGACCCCACCAUCGACGACAAGCCUCACGCCAAGCCCCUGGACGGAUUGCCCAAGGAGAAGGAGAAGGAGAAGGCUGCCGACACGGACACCAAGAUUGACGGCCCCAUCGUCCACAAGAGCUUGGCCGAAAUCCUCGGUAUCAAGAAGAAAGUCGAGGGUGAACACCCCAAGGUGCCUGUCGUCAUCGAUCCGCGUCUCGCAGCCGUGCUUCGGCCCCAUCAGAUCGAAGGCGUCAAGUUCAUGUACAGAUGUGUCACCGGCAUGGUCGACGAAAGAGCCAACGGCUGCAUCAUGGCCGACGAGAUGGGUCUCGGAAAGACCUUGCAAUGCAUCACCCUCCUCUGGACCCUGCUGAAACAAUCCCCCGAAGCCGGCAAACCCACACUCGAAAAGGCAAUCGUCGUCUGCCCCUCCAGCUUGGUCCGCAACUGGGCCAACGAGUUGGUCAAGUGGCUGGGUCCCGACGCCAUCAGCCCUUUCGCCAUCGACGGCAAGGCCUCCAAGGAGGAGCUGACCAGACAGCUGCGCCAGUGGGCCAUUUCCAGCGGCAGGUCCGUUACCCGGCCCGUCAUCAUCGUGUCCUACGAAACCCUGCGUCUCAACGUCGAGGAGCUCAAGCACACCAAAAUCGGUUUGAUGCUCUGCGACGAGGGUCACCGCCUGAAGAACGGGGAUAGCCAGACAUUUAGCGCCCUCAACAACCUUAACGUGAGCCGGAGGGUGAUUCUGUCCGGAACCCCCAUCCAGAACGACCUCUCCGAGUACUUCUCGCUGGUCAGCUUCGCCAACCCCGACCUUCUCGGAAGCCGCCUCGAAUUCCGAAAACGCUUCGAGCUUCCCAUCCUCCGUGGCCGCGACGCCGACGCCUCCGAGGCCGAGAGGAAGCGCGGCGACGAAUGCUUAGCCGAGCUCCUGGCCAUCGUCAACAAGUUUAUCAUCCGCCGGACCAACGACAUUCUGACCAAAUAUCUCCCCGUCAAAUACGAGCACGUCGUCUUCUGCAACCUCGCCCCAUUCCAACUGGACCUCUACAACUAUUUCAUCACCAGUCCCGAGAUCCAGGCUUUGCUGCGUGGUAAGGGUAGCCAGCCGCUGAAGGCCAUCAACAUCCUCAAGAAGCUCUGCAACCACCCCGACCUCCUGAACCCUCCCGAGGACCUCCCCGGCUCGGAGGAGUGCUACCCCGAUGACUACGUGCCGAAAGCCUCCCGCGGUCGCGACAGGGAUAUCAAGCCGUGGUACUCGGGCAAGAUGCAGGUUCUCGACCGCAUGCUCGCCCGCAUCCGCCAGGAUACCAACGACAAGAUCGUCCUCAUCAGCAACUACACCCAGACCCUCGACCUCUUCGAGCGCCUCUGCCGCUCCCGCGCCUACGGCUCUCUGCGCCUGGACGGCACCAUGAACGUCACCAAGCGCCAGAAGCUGGUCGACAGGUUCAACGACCCCAACGGCGACGAGUUUGUCUUUCUGCUCAGCAGCAAGGCCGGCGGCUGCGGCAUCAACCUCAUCGGCGCCAACCGCCUCAUCCUGUUCGACCCGGACUGGAACCCGGCCGCCGACCAGCAGGCCCUCGCCCGCGUGUGGCGCGACGGCCAAAAGAAGGACUGUUUCGUCUACCGCUUCAUCGCGACCGGCACCAUCGAGGAGAAGAUCUUCCAGCGCCAGAGCCACAAGCAGAGCUUGUCCAGCUGCGUCGUCGACUCGGCCGAGGACGUCGAGCGCCACUUCUCCCUCGACAGCCUCCGCGAGCUGUUCCAGUACCGCCCCGGCACCAAGUCGGACACCCACGACACUUUCAAGUGCAGGCGGUGCAAGCCCGACGGGAAGCAGUUUGUCAAGGCCCAGGCUAUGCUCUACGGCGACACCAGCACCUGGAACCACUUUGUCAAUGAGCAUCUGGCUCCUAUCCAGGACUUGCUGUUGCGCCAGGAGUGCGGCGAGUCGGACGUGUCGGCUGUCUUUCAGUUCAUAUCCCAUUAGAUGGAUGAAACGGGCAGCCGAGCGGCCGAUAGAUUUUCGAUUUGAAUCGUUCAAGAUUUUAUAAGCGAUACCUCCUUUUUUACAACGACGCGAAUUUAAAUCAAAGGCGCAAACAUGGCUGCGAGCUUUACGGGAAAAAAGGGAAAAAGGGUGAGUUCGAGAUGCUGAGCCCGGCGACAGGGUGUUGGGUGUAAUGAUAUUCGGGUCGAUUCACUCGUUAGAAUUCAUGUGCGCAUAGCGUUGUCGAAAUUCACAGCAGUAUCAUGACUA